CGUCGAAACAAUCCUCCCGCGGACCUGAAGAAGAAGAAUGCUUUGAACGAGAUGGUGAUGUGGGUUCGAGAAAUUGGGUACCAGCCAGCAGAUUUCGACCGCUUUAACAUUGUUCACGUUGCCGGAACGAAAGGAAAAGGGACCACGUGCGCCUUCGUUGAUUCAAUUCUUUCACAAUAUCAUGAUCACUACAAAACACCAAGAAGAGUAGGGUUAUAUACAUCUCCUCACCUACUCAGUGUCUGUGAACGCAUACGGAUCAAUUCAAAACCUCUAACCGAAGAAAAAUUUGCGCAUUAUUUUUUUGAAGUUUGGGAUAUGCUUGAGGCAGCAGCGGUUGAACGAGGGGGUGAUAUCAGCAUCAAACCGAAGUACUUCCGGUACUUAACUCUCAUGUCGUUCCAUGUUUUCAUGAAGGAGGACGUAGACGUUGCCAUAUACGAAGUAGGAGUCGGCGGUCAGUUCGAUUCAACUAAUGUUAUCGAAAGACCCAUCGUGACCGGGAUCACUUCCCUUGGCAUAGACCAUGUUCAGAUACUUGGUAAUACCAUUGAAGAGAUCGCAUGGCAUAAGGCUGGAAUUAUGAAAUCUGGCUCAUAUACAUACAGUGUAUGGCAGCCUGAAAGUGCCAUGGACGUGUUGAGAGAAAGAGCAAAGGAAAAGGGCUCAAUAUUCAAAGCAAUUCCACACGCGGAAUGUCUGAAAAAUGUUCGAGUUGUACCGGAUGAGGACUUUCAAAAACGCAAUGCCUCUCUUGCAAUCUUCUUGACUGCACACGUUCUCGCUAGGUUAUAUCUUUCUGGCACGACCGAGCACGAUCGAGAAAAGAUUAAAGCCGACGCCGAUGAUAUUCUCAGCCUCGAGCAACCUCUUCCAGAACUUUUUGGAGCGGGGCUUACGGAUACUGUAGUUCGUGGGCGAUGUGAGAUAAUCGACAAGGCCUACGGGCGAUGGUUCCUUGAUGGUGCACAUACGAAAGAGAGUCUCGAAGUCGUAAGCGACUGGUUCGGCAAGAUUGUCCAGACAUCUGCAGACCAAGAAGGAGUAGAUGCGUUAUGCAUUCUUUUGUUUAAUCAGCAGGCUAGCACUCGAGAACGAAAGCGAUUGAUUACAACAGUACAAGAGAGACUUCGACAGAAAUGGAACAUAAGACCUCAAGAGUCGAUCUUUUGCACCAAUAUCACAUUUAAAAGCCAAGGCUACGCAACCGAUCUUGAUGAUAGGAAUUCAGAUCACGCCAUAGUGAGCAGUUUGACUGUUCAACACGAGUACGCCAAAUAUUGGCAGUUGCAUGAUCCUGAGGCAUCAACACAUGUCGUUGCUUCCAUUGAAGAAGCUAUAGCUACUAUAUGCGACCUCAACAAAGCAAAUACUGGCCGUCCAGUCUAUAUUCUAGCGACAGGAAGUUUUCGUUUAAUUGGUGGUGUACUUACCAUUUUGGAAAGCGAGUAAACUUCGAAAGAGGCUUGAAAGCACCCGAGCAUCUCUGCCUGAGAACGCGCUGUUCACCAUAGCUCGACGAGAAUAACAAGCCAGGCCUGUUAUCGUUGUGCAUACCAACAUGUCAACACAUCAGAGUACGAUUUUGCAGAAGUUCAACACCUCAACGUAUCAGCCAUCCACUUUCAGGAACUGAUUCACCAUUGUUCGAGUUAUUGACAGACCAUCUACAUCAUCCGUUGCAUGUGGCGAGCAUUACGCUAUGUUACAGCUUUGAAUGAUACUUUUCCAUAGCUAUGGAGAAUCCUAGCCUUUCUUGUUUCCACAUCGCACGAUCAGAAUACGUAGCUCUUCCCGAGUUUGGGUACGAUGAAUGCCCAUAUGGGAACGCCUAG
Pseudovirgaria hyperparasitica is the source of this 1835-nucleotide messenger RNA. RefSeq names its product putative folylpolyglutamate synthase. The transcript is spliced from 3 exons. NCBI's taxonomy places the organism in Eukaryota, Fungi, Ascomycota, Dothideomycetes, Acrospermales, Acrospermaceae. Gene Ontology annotation, molecular function: ATP binding; tetrahydrofolylpolyglutamate synthase activity. Gene Ontology annotation, cellular component: cytoplasm; mitochondrion; cytosol. The coding region runs from base 52 to 1452 and encodes 466 amino acids. Gene Ontology annotation, biological process: tetrahydrofolylpolyglutamate biosynthetic process. The record is from RefSeq and is a predicted model, not a curated record.